UGUGUGUGUGUGUGUGUUUGUGUGUGUGUGUGUGUGAUAAAGGUAGUCCCGCUAUUUAUUCUUCACCUUCCAUCAUCAACAAAUCAAGAAAAAUAUAAAGAAGAAGAAAUUAAAAAAGGAAAGAAAACAAAAGGAAAGGAAAAAGCAAAGGAACCUUACGACGUGGUACUGAAGGAAUUAAAAUAUACAAUAGCUUCCAGUCCCUCGCUCCGCCUCCCUUUAGUUGCCUAUGCGCAGGAAACAGGGACAGUGUUCAGCGUUGACCCCACCCGCACAUGAAGUGACUGCGUGAGCCACUGAUCCCUGCCAUACUAGUGAAAACCAGACAAGGGUAAAGACACAAUAAUACUUCACUGCAUCUGAGAGCGGCACCACGUGAUGAUGAUGUCCACAAAGAUGAUGACGAUGGUGAUGGUAGUGAUGGUGGUGGCAAUACUCCAGCCGCCCCUCACCAGUGCUGCGAAUAUUUUCACAGCGUUUACUCGAGGCUUUGAACGCCAGGAGGAAAUUCAGACCCUGGCUUUGAACAAGGGGAGAGGGUGGGAGUCCCGCGAGGUGCCCAGCAAGGUGUGGGUGUGCACUGGACAACAACGGUCAGCCAGCGACGGCCAGAUCACCUCCGCGGAACAGAUGAGGGCCUUCCUACGUCUCUUUGCCUAUCUAAACGGCAGGAAUAGCAAAGACCAGGAGCUGCCCAUGGGAAAGCCAGUUUCCAUCGAGGUCAAGACAGCUGCUGACGGAUCACGGGAGCUGAACGCCUGCUUCUUCCUACCGGAGCGGAUACAGGCUGACCCCCCAACGCCCACUGAUCCCCUGGUGUUCCUGUCACAGCGCCCCACCCUCACGAUCUUCACCAGGAAAUUUGGCGGGUUUGCAUCUGACGAGGAAACCUGGAUGACGGAGGCACAAGGACUGAAGGGGGUGCUAACGGCGGAGGGAAUAGACACACGGGGUGACCUGCAGUAUUGGAACGCAUACGACCCUCCUCACAAGUUUUGGUCCAGACGUAAUGAAGUGUGGUUGGUGAAGCCAGAUGAGGAACAAGCCUAAGCCAAUGUUUCACUCUUGACUCUUGGCUUUAACAGACUUUCAUUGCUGUUAUACGUAAUUAGCUUUUAAUCUCAUGGGUUGAAGGUAAUAGUAAAAUUAAAUUAUAUAACUUGACAUCUUCCAUAUGUGUUUUCUAGCUGAAGGUUUAAUGCUUAAUCUUGAAAUUUUUUUUUUUUUUUUUUUUUAGCAAUAUCCUUAACGAAGAAUUAAUAAAGUAUUCCAUCA
Scylla paramamosain (green mud crab) is the source of this 1275-nucleotide messenger RNA. Its product is annotated as heme-binding protein 1-like. The transcript is spliced from 8 exons. NCBI's taxonomy places the organism in Eukaryota, Metazoa, Arthropoda, Malacostraca, Decapoda, Portunidae. The record is from RefSeq and is a predicted model, not a curated record. Bases 379 to 1050 code for a protein of 223 amino acids.